UUUUGUCUGGAAAUUCCAGGAGGUUUCGGCUGUCCUCACGCUGCUCCUCAGAUCCUGGGUUUGGAUUGUGCGUCCCUGAAGCUAUGCUGCCAGAGUGCGCUAUGGGUUUACAAGAGCAAGAAAAGAUGGAUAAAUCUCUGGACUUGGUAUCAUUUGAGGAUGUGGCUGUGGACUUCACCUGGGAGGAGUGGCAGGACCUGAAUGAUGCUCAGAGAACUUUGUAUAGAGAUGUGAUGCUGGAGACCUACAGCAACCUGGUGUCACUGAAUGUCCAGAUAGAUGAUGACCUCAUGGAGAGGAAGCAUGAAAGUUACAGUAGAUGCUUUCAGCAAGUUGUAAUCACCAACAGCAACACAUCAGCUGAGGAGAGAGUUGUGUUAGGAAAAUCAUUUUAUUUGAAUUCAUAUCAUGUUUUAAAUCAGAUUAUACAUAAUGGAAAGUAUUCAGGAAAGGGAAAUGAGUUUUACAUAUGUCAGAAUGCACUUCUUCCUAGAAAGCCUGAUGAGAUGCCUGCUGGAGAGAAACCUGAUGAUCAUCAUAUAACUAGAAAAUUGCCCAGACAUCAUGAGCCUCUUAGUCAACAUCCCAAUAUUCAACCUGGGAAGCAGAUUUUAGAAUACAGUGGAAAAGGGAAAUCCUCCAACACAGAGCCAAUAAUAUUUACACAUAAAAAGAUUCAUAUGGAUGAGACCACCUAUAAGUAUAAUGAGUAUGGGAAAGGUAAGUCAGCUGUCAUUGUCCAAGAAAUAAACCAGGUAGAAAGGAAAACCCUUCAAUGUGUUAUAUGUGGGAAAAUGUUCUGUAAGAAGUCUGAACUCACUAAACAUCAGAUUACACACACAGGAGAGAAACAUUAUAAAUAUACUGAAUGUAAGAAAUCUUUUGCUAAGAAAUUAUACCUUACUUCACACCAGAGAACAGCUACACAGGAGAAGCUUUAUCAUUGUAAUGAACAUGAGAAAAAUUUUUGUCAGAAGUCAGACCUUACAGUAAAUCAGGGAACUCACACAGGAGAAAUGUAUUAUGGAAGUAUUAGCUGUGGAAAAAGCUUCUGUCAGAAUUCACUCCUCAGCCAUCCUGAGAGACUUCACCCAGGUGAGAAACCAUAUGAAUGUAGAGAAUGUACAAAAUUUUUCUACCAUGUGUCAGCCCUCACUGUAUAUCAGAGAGUUCACACAAGUGAGAAACCACAUAAAGAAUAUAAAAAAACAUUUUACAGUAAUAAAUGUAAAACCUUUCUCCAGAAGUCACACUGCAACAGUCAUCAGAGAACUCACACAGGUGAGAAACCAUGUGAAUGUAAGGAAUGUGGAAAAACUUUUAACCAAAUGUCAAGCUUCAGCAUUCAUCCCAGAAUUCACACAGGUGAGAAACCAUAUGAAUGUAGAGAAUGUGGAAAAGCUUUUAACCAAAAGUUUUACUUAAGCAUUCAUCAGAGAACUCACACAGGUGAGAAACCAUAUGAAUGUAAAGACUGUGGAAAAGCUUUUAGCCACAAGUCAAGCAUCAGGAAGCAUGAGAGAAUUCACACAGGUGAGAAACCAUAUGAAUGCAGAGAAUGUGGAAAAGCUUUUAGCCAAAAGUCAAGCCUCAGCACUCAUCAGAGAACUCACACAGGUGAGAAGCCAUAUGAAUGCAAAGAAUGUGGAAAAGCUUUUAGCCACAAGUCAAGCAUUGGGAAGCAUGAGAGAAUUCACACAGGUGAGAAACCAUAUGAAUGUAAAGAAUGUGGAAAAGCUUUUAGCCUAAAGUCAUACUUCAGCAUUCAUCAAAGAACACACACAGGUGAGAAACCAUAUGAAUGUAAAGAUUGUGGGAAAUCUUUUGCCCAUAGGUCAGACAUCAGGCAGCAUGAGAGAAUUCACACAGGUGAGAAACCAUAUGAAUGUAAAGAUUGUGGAAAAGCUUUUACCCACAAGUUAUCCUUCAGCAUUCAUCAGAGAAUUCAUACAGGUGAGAAACCAUAUGAAUGUAGAGAAUGUGGAAAAACUUUUAACCAAAAGUCAGGACUCACCAUUCAUCAGAGAACUCACACAGGUGAGAAACCAUAUGAAUGCAAAGAAUGCGGAAGCACUUUUAACCAGAAGUCACACCUGAGCAGUCAUCAGAGAAUUCACACAGGUGAGAAACCAUGUGAAUUUAAGGAAUGUGGAAACACUUUUAACCAAAAGUCAAGCCUUACCAUUCAUCAGAGAACUCACACAGGUGAGAAACCAUAUGAAUGUAAAGACUGCGGGAAAGCUUUUACCCACAAGUCAGGCAUCAGGAAGCAUGAGAGAAUUCACACAGGUGAGAAACCAUAUGAAUGUAAAGAAUGUGGAAAAGCUUUUAGCCAAAAGUCAAACCUCAGCAUUCAUCAGAGAACUCACACAGGUGAGAAACCGUAUGAAUGCGAAGAAUGUGGAAAAGCUUUUAGCCAAAAGACAGGCCUCAGCAGGCAUGAGGUAAUUCAUACAGGGGAGAAACCAUAUGAAUGUAAAGAAUGUGGAAAAGCUUUUAGCCUAAAGUCAUACUUCAGCAUUCAUCAGAGAACUCACACAGGUGAGAAACCAUAUGAAUGUAAAGCCUGUGGGAAACCUUUUGCCCACAAGGCAGACAUCAGGCAGCAUGAGAGAAUUCACACAGGUGAGAAACCAUAUGAAUGUAAAGACUGUGGAAAAGCUUUUACCCACAAGUCAUCCUUCAGUAGGCAUCAGAAAAUUCAUACAUUUGAGAAGCCACAUGAAUGUAAAGAUGGACAAACUUUUACCCACAUGUCAGACAUCAGGAAACAGAGAAUUCACACAGGUCAGAAACCACAUGAAUGCUAGGAAUGUGGAAAAGCUUAACCAAAAGACACACCUCAGCAGCCAUCAAAGAAUUCACAUAGGUGGGAAACCAUGUGAAUGUAAGGAAUGUGAGAAAACAGUUUACUGGAACUCACUGUAAUAGACAUGAACAAAUUCACACAUGGGAAAAUCCCAAUUCAUGUAAUGGCCAUGGAAGAAGGUUUUGCCAUAAAUCGUGUCACAUUUCAUCAGAGAACUCACACCAAGAAGAUGCCCUAUAAAUGCACAACUGUCCCUUGCUAUUGGAGGGUGUUUUCAGGAGCCUGUUGAUGAAAACACUUGCAAAUUAUGAUGCCCCUUCUAUAAAUGGUGUACUGUUUCAAUAUUACCUAUGAACCUUUUUCCAUGUCUUUUACAUCUUUAGUAGAAUAUGUUACUGAAUACAGAAGAAUUCCUUAUAAA
Molecule: messenger RNA, 3230 nt
Organism: Galeopterus variegatus (Sunda flying lemur)
Lineage: Eukaryota; Metazoa; Chordata; Mammalia; Dermoptera; Cynocephalidae
Product: zinc finger protein 345-like
Biological process (GO): regulation of DNA-templated transcription
Cellular component (GO): nucleus
Source: RefSeq, a predicted model, not a curated record